UUACGGGUUGUUUAUGAAUACGGUGUUGUACAUGAUUAUUGUCAUGGGAAAACCAGGAAGGGAUACUAUAAUAUGCAUUGUGUAAAAAUAGAAACUUUCAGGAUAUAUUUAUGGUAAACAGGAUACACUAUAGUCUCAUAAUCAUAUGCUGGAAUUUGUGCCACUGCUGAAUCUGUCACAAUUGACGAUGGAAAAAAGUAUGUAUACGAGAUUACCGGUAAAUCGGCAUUAACCUAGAAAAGGAAUUAACUUUUUUAUAUGUAACACAAGACAAGAAAAAUAAAUAAAUUCACGAUGGCGAUGACAAAAGUGAAAGCACUGCAGUUAUGGUGUAAAAAGAUGGCGGAUGGCUAUCGGGAUGUGGAGGUUCGAGAUAUGGCAGCCUCGUGGAAGAGUGGACUGGCAUUCUGUGCUAUCAUACAUAGGUUCAGGCCAGAUUUGAUUGACUAUGACUCUUUGUCGAAGGAAAAUGUGUUUGACAACAAUCAGCUGGCUUUUGAGGUAGCAGAAAAGCAGUUGAAUAUCCCAGCAUUCCUUGAGGCAGCAGAUAUGGUAGCAAUAAGAGUUCCAGAUAAACUGAGCGUUGUUACAUACGUAUCACAGUAUUACAACUAUUUCCACGAUAAACCACAGUUGGGUGGACCUGGAGUGAACAAAUUUAACAAAUCUGCAAAGACAAAAGGCAACGUAACCCAACCAGUGAACAAGUCACUUACUCCUGCAAAAACAAAUCUUGGAAAUGCUCAGCUUAAGACAGAGAGACAGGAAUCUAUUGGAGAUAAGUGUACAAUUUGUCAUGAGAAAGUCUACCUCCUUGAACGACAUAUAGAAAACUCUAAACUAUACCAUAGGUCUUGCUUUAGAAAGAGCGAACUUUCACCCACCAGUAAAGUGUUCAAGAGACAGCCAUAUAGCCCUCUUGCUGAGGAAAAAAAUGAUUUAAUAAGUACGAAACAUAGAAAAAUCGACUCUGCUGGUGAUAAAAAUGUGCCGAAGGAAGAUGGUUUAGACUUUUGGCAAAGACGAGCUCAGCAGAAAGCUAAGGAAAGUGAAAGUAAAAGAACUAACGAGACACCUGUGGUAAAAACUGAAUCUAAACCUGAACCAAAAGUGACUACACAAGCUGUAAAUAGUGAUGUUCCAAUUUGGAAAAGGGGUUUAGAGAAGAAGGAUAAAUUAUUUGAUGGUGGUGGUGCUAAAGAGAAAGAAGAGCCAAAAAUCAAAACAGGUUUAGCAGAUAAAUUUAAAGAAUUAGAUCAACGGAAUUUGAAAAGUUUAAGUGAUACAGAUCAUGUGAAAAAUGUUGAUAAAAUUAAAGAAAGAGAUAAAAAGGAUAUAAGUGAUACAAAGAAGAAGUUUGAGAGUAAGCCUGUAGAUAAUAAAGUGGUGUCUCCAGUUGCAAAACCAAGGCAGAAUGUACUAAAUAGAAUUGAAAAAAUGGAUACUGAUAAUAAUGAAUCUCAUGUACCAAAGCCAGUCCAAAGAUUUCAGAAAAAAGAUGAGAAGCUUUCGCCUAAAGCAUCUCCAAGAAAAAUUGAUCAUAAAUCAAAAUCUCCACCAACUACUAAAAAGAAUGACUUAACAAGGCCUAAAACUCCUCCAAAUAAACACAAAACUGAGUUUAGUUUAAAUUUAACAAACAAUGUAGGUAAAUCAGUAAGUGCACACAAGGUAGAUUCUCCAUCAUCUCCUCCACCUUUGCCAGCAAAUUCUCCACCAAGAUUGCCGAAAUCCUCUCCUCCAAAACAGCCCUUUUCAAACCAGUCUAUGGACUCUUCACCUGUUACAUCACCUAGAACAGCAAAUAAACAAAAUAAAGCAACUGAUAAAGAUAAACCAAUUAUAAAAUCAAAUAUACCCCCUUCAAAACCACCAAGAACUUUAGUUGAAGAAAAACCUAGAAGCCCAAGCCCGGUUCAUAAAGAUCGAAUAUCAAAAUUUGCAGAUAAAGGCAGAAGUACAAGUCCAAUGGAUACAAGUGAAAUGCAUGUAGCUCCAAAGGCUAAUAUAAAAGGACCUAAAACAGAAUAUACCGCUGCAAUAGUUGUUCCCAAUAGACCUCAAGAUGAGGAAAAGAAUAGAGAAGUAUUUGGUGGUCUGCUCAAGAGUUUGGCAGGUGUUAGGCAAAAGUACGAUGUUGAGAGUGAUAAUAAAGGUAAACUUACUGGUGCUAAUUCUGAUAAAGAAAACAAAAGUAUGGUUAAAAUAAAUGGUGCUAUACAUGAAGAACACGGGUUAAGACAGAAGUUGGAUAAAAUAAACGAGCCGGAGAUAAAGGACUUGAAUAAAGGUAGACAAGUGCCUCAGAGACCUAAGUCAUCAUUUGUGUCCCAGAGUUCAAGUUUGUUUGAUUCAGAAGGGAAAAGAGAAUCUAAUGUGAAAGUUGAUAUUACUAAGAAAACGACUACUAAAACUACGGUAGUGACUUACCAUAUAGGUGAUAAAACGAAAGGCGAAGAGACUAAGAGUGUUACGACUGCUACUAAAGUAGAGGAUGAUGUUCCUGAAUGGAAAAGAGCUUUAGAACAAAGAAAAAAAGAUCAGCAAAGACCUAAGUCUGCAGAUAUUUUGAGUGAAAAGUCGGAUAUUGGGAAUGUUCCACAAUGGAAGAUUGAGGCUGAUAAACGUAAAGAAGCGAGACAAGGUGGGUAUGUAGAUCCAGAAAAAGUAAAACGUGGCAGAGAUGAAAAUAGGAAUAACGCAGCACUAGAUCUGUCUCGAGCUUUAUCACCUGUUGGAAGGAAAAAAGAAGAUAUCUCAGAUAAGUAUGUGCCACCCAUAGCCGAACAGAAAAUAGAGUUACCACAAAGACAUAAGAUUGAAUACAAAGGUGAUAAAAUUGAUGAAAAUCAAAAGCCAGCUGAAGUUCAUAAAAAGAAAAUUACAGUUGAUCAUAAGUUUAAAUUUGAGGAUAUAGAAUUGAAACCAGCACCUAAGAAGCCACCAAGGCCAGCUACUCAGCCAUCGAGUCCAAAAUCUCCAACUAGUCAUGGGCCAGUCAGACCACCACCUCCAAAAACUGAAGGGUUUAAACCAGGCAGGCAUCACAUCUCGGCAUAUCAGAUACAGACACAGUUACAGCAGAUUGACAGGAAGCUGACGCAACUUGAAUUGAAGGGACGUACACUAGAGGACUCUAUUAGAAAUGCUAAAGACGAGGAAGAAGAUGACCUGAUGAUUGCCUGGUUCCAACUCGUCAACGAGAAAAACAAUCUUGUCAGGACAGAGUGUGAUUAUAUCUAUGUUUCUCGUGAACAGGAACUCGAGUUGGAACAACAACAGAUUGUUCAACAGUUGAGGGAACUUGCAGACAAACCAGAAAAGACAGAAGAAGAUAUUAAAGAAGAGGAACACUUGAUGGAGAAGUUAAUGGAUGUGGUCAACCAGAGGAGUAAAAUUGUAGACAGUAUUGAUGAAGAUAGAAUCAGAUAUAUGGACGAAGACAGUCAUAUUGAAGCAAUGCUGCAGCAGAAAGCAUUUAGUAAGCAGUACAAAAAGCCUAAGAAAAAGAAAAAAUUAGGUGAGGAUAUUGUAAUGCUUCUAUGUAGCUUACUCAGGUAUACCUAUCUUCCUUUUCCUUUGUGUUUACACACCAUGUUUACACACACCAUUUAUGUAGUAUGUUUCUUUAAAGCACGAUAAUAAUGCAUGCGUUCCAUCUUUUUGAAUGAUUUUCAUUACUGUUUAAUAUAAAUGCACACAUGGCACUCGUUCAAUGCAUUUCGGAAGUUGAAAUUUGGUCCCAUUCCCACUACCAGGGAAUAGACUUGCAUAAAAUUCUGAAAUGUCUGACCAUUCUAACUUUUAAUAAAACGAAAUGCGAAAUGAUUGAAGAUGUGUUAUAGAUUAGUAAUGUAUCAUACGUGGUUGAGUAGCUUAUAUUUCAGAUAGUCCAUUUCCUGUUCACCAACGUCAGUU
Messenger RNA from Mercenaria mercenaria, 3918 nucleotides. Its product is annotated as MICAL-like protein 1. The transcript has 12 exons. The record is from RefSeq and is a predicted model, not a curated record. Lineage: Eukaryota; Metazoa; Mollusca; Bivalvia; Venerida; Veneridae. Bases 295 to 3642 code for a protein of 1115 amino acids. Gene Ontology annotation, molecular function: protein binding.